GGCUGCUUCAUGUCAUGAAAAUUGCUUUCCUUAUGGUGCUGAUAAUACUUUCGCUCUCAUUACCUACGUCUAUGUCGUCAUACCUGGAAAGAGUUAUGCGUGGUACACUUAAGAAGAUUAUGGCAUGCCCAGAAAAAGCAGAUUCAGAUGACAGCAACCAGUUUGUCGCCGCUUUCUCUCCAGCUAGGUAUAUGCAGUUGGUGGCAAUAGUCCGCAAAGAUUCACAAGAAUUUGGAUGUGGGUUCGAUAGUGGAGCUCCGUUUCAGCUUAGUGAUUCAAGAACGUGGAGCUUUUGCGACAUGGGUGUUUGUGCAUCAGAAGACUGCAAAUGCUUCAAAGAUUUUGCUGGGCCCAAAUGUAAUAAAUUCGUUGGGCGCUGCUGGCUUUUCUACUGUAAACGAAUUGGUUGUACGUUCUUGCUGCCAAGUUUGUUUUGCAGUUGCGAUCCUUCGUUAUAUGGCACUCCAGUUACGAGUAAAAUUUAUUUCUAUGAUCAUGGAAUAGAACAUAAUUAUAGGCCUCCGCCUUAUGGUUUUAUCACCACUUCUUACAUACAGAGUCAUAUGAUAAGAGAAACAGCAACUGGAACAUACGAAAUCAUUAGUGGGAAUUAUAUGAAGAAACCGAUCCUGAGUUAUGAAAGAAUACCAAUGGUUAAUGACGAUUAUGACAUCCUAAAAGAUGCAAGUGAUUUCAGUCUGAACAGGAAAAGCCAACAAGACAUUUAUAAGUAUCGUCAAAUGGAUUACGAUGACAAGAAAGGGAUAGAAAAUAACAACAGACCUCAACUCCUAAACGAAGCAAUAGAGAGUAGAAUGUGGAGUCAAAAUGAAGAUUUUGCUAAUGAAUUUGAUGAUGACAGUCCUGUCGUUAAAAACAUUGAAAAUAUUCCUUCCAGACGUAGAGGUUCGGAUAAUAAUUUUGACGAUGAAAGUUCAGAUAUUGAAAACAAUCUUUAUAAAAGUAGAACAUUGGAUGAUAAUUAUGCCGAUGAAAAUAUUGGUAUCGAAAAUGGCCCUUAUAAUGUAAAACAAUUACACGCAGAAACUGGCCAAGACGAUCAAGACGAAAUUAGAAGUUUAUACCACAGAAAUGAUCGUGCUGCACUUCCUGAUACUCUUCCAAACAACGCUUUCCUAAAACCUAGGGCUAAAUAUUGGAAUGAUGAAGACGAGACUGGUGACAUGCAUCCCGAAAUCUUUGUUCCAGAAUUCCCUAUAUCAAAUAGAGAACCUUUUGCUCUAGACAGAGAACCUGCUGAUACAAACAGCAAAAUUAACAAUCCGAGAUUACAAAAUGAAUACACCAAGUACUGGGAUAAAAAAAUAGUAAAUAACGAAGAGUACUACAGUCUUGGAGAUGAGAUGUACCCAAAAGAAAUAAAAGAAUCAUUUAGGGAUAGAGUAAGAGUACAGAGACCUUUUAGGAACAUGCUUGAAGAACGAGACCUGUCUGAUCAGAACUAUGAUCCAUCUCGUAUGUUACAAUACAGAAAACGAAAACAGCCAUUCACGAAGUUUAAUCAAAACCCUCGCAGUAUUAAUACUUUAAAAAUGUAUGAUGAUUUAGACAACGUUCAGUUCGAUCCACAGAUGAAAGCGGACGGAAGUAUUUUGUCAGACUCUAAGCAAGAAACCGGUUACGGAAUCGUAUUUGAUUCUGGAGUUCAGCUGAAAAAUCUUUCAAAGUAUCAUUCAUUUGUAAUCUAUGUUAUAAUAUUUUUAAUCUUUCAUUUUUUAGAAUAAAGUUUCUUAGACAAAA
Molecule: messenger RNA, 1761 nt
Organism: Stegodyphus dumicola
Lineage: Eukaryota; Metazoa; Arthropoda; Arachnida; Araneae; Eresidae
Source: RefSeq, a predicted model, not a curated record